AUGCCCUCGAUCGCAAACAUCCAUAAGCGCCAUGCUUAUGGCAAGGAUGCUCAUACCUACUACCCUGUGCUCAUUGUUGGUGCUGGAGAGUCAGGCGUGGCUAUGGGAUGUCGUUUGAAAGAGGUCCUUGGAACGGAUCAGUUCCGUAUCUUCGAGCGCCAGUCAGGCAUCGGAGGUACCUGGUGGAUCAACCGGUAUCCUGGCGCCGCUUGCGACAUCCCGGCUAUAUUUUACUCUUUUUCUUUUGCGCCGAAAAGAAAUUGGUCGACACUCCACCCUUCUGGUCCUGAAAUCGCACAGUAUCUCGCAGAUGUCUGCGAGAAGUAUCAGAUUGUCGAUAAAAUCCAGUUCAACACCGAUGUGAAACAACUCCGGUGGGUCGAAGAGGAUGAAGAAUGGGAAGUGACACUGUCUCAUCUUGUUCCCGGAACGGGUGAUCUCUCGAGUUAUGAUCGUGAACAGCUUGCCAUUCAGAAAGGCCCGCAUAUGGUGUAUACCAAAGUGGAAAUUGUGCGAGCCAAGAUUGUGGUCAGCGGGGUCGGAGGCUUGGUUGAGCCCAAAACUUGGCCAAAAGACAUCCCUGGCAUUGAUGACUUUCAGGGCGAGAUCAUGCACACGGCUCGUUGGAACAAUGACAUUGACUUGCAGGACAAAGAUGUCAUCAUCGUAGGCUCAGGUUGCAGUGCUGCCCAGGUGGUCCCUGAGCUAGCCAAACCAGAGGCUAACGUUCGCUCCAUCACGCAGCUGAUGCGCACUCCGCCGUGGGUUCAACCAGACUUGCUACCACCUCACUUGCUGGUGCUAUGGGAGAAGUGGACGCCGAGUUUGAUGGCGCACAUACCUGGACUAGCACGAUUCCUACGCAACGCCCUAUUCUGCAUGCUUGAAAAGAACUUCUUUGCCAUGUUCACGGAUGGCGCAUAUGGUCGUCGACAACGGCCACGGCUUGAGAAGGCCUUUUUGGAGCAUAUGCGUGUGAUGGCGCCUAAGGAAUACCACGAGAUACUUACCCCUAACUACAGCCUCGGUUGCAAGCGGCGAAUCAUCGACGGUACCUGGUACCGCAGCUUGAACUCACCCAAAGUCAAGCUCACCACUCAGCCAUUGACUCAAGUAAAUACUAGGAGUGUGACGCUGGGCCCGGGCUCGCAUUACCCUCCCAACCAGAAGGAAGGCUCUGACAAAAUUAGAGAGGUCCCAGCGGAUGUAAUCAUAUUGGGCAAUGGAUUUGAAACUAACCAAUGGCUCCACCCACUCAAAGUUAUUGGAAAGGGUAACAAGAAUAUGGAGGAACUCUGGACUGAGCGUGGAGGUGCUCAGGCCUACUUGGGUAUCGCAGUGGAUCAAUUCCCGAACUUCUUCAUGCUCUUCGGACCGAACACUGCCACUGGCCAUACCAGCGUUAUAUUCGCCACUGAAAAUGCAGUCAACUACUCGCUGAAAUUUAUCAAGCCCAUUUUGGAGGGCCAAGUCAGCUCGUACGAGAUCAAAGAGGAGGCGGAGCGGGCUUGGACCAAGCAAGUGCAGGACCAACUGCAAAAGACUGUCUUCCGACGUGGGGUGUGCUCCAGCUGGUACAUCACCGCGGAUGGUUGGAACUCUUCGACUUACCCAUUCUCUCAGAUUGAUUAUUGGCUGCGGUGCUCAUUCCCGGUCUGGCGUCACUGGACUGCAAAGCGAACUCGUAAAGGUGUUAUUUUGCAGCGGAUAUACAAGGCUAUACUGCUUUCUGUGCUUGCUAGUGUUGUGACCGGGUUCGUUUGGCUUCGAAAGAGCCCACAGCACCGAAGCCAGAUUCUGAAUGCGCUGAAGGCUGGCAAAGAAUGGAUUCUGUCGAAAGCAUAA
Messenger RNA from Penicillium maclennaniae, 1845 nucleotides. RefSeq names its product flavin-containing monooxygenase. Lineage: Eukaryota; Fungi; Ascomycota; Eurotiomycetes; Eurotiales; Aspergillaceae. Bases 1 to 1845 code for a protein of 614 amino acids. The transcript has 3 exons. Gene Ontology annotation, molecular function: flavin adenine dinucleotide binding; N,N-dimethylaniline monooxygenase activity; NADP binding. The record is from RefSeq and is a predicted model, not a curated record.